AAAUACACACACACUGCACACACUGAAUCUUCUGGAAUACACCUCCAAGCAUUUGUUCAAUCUCUCAACUACCCUUUUCCUUUAUUUCCCCCCUCUCUCUGCGGUUUGCUUUUUUUUUUUUUUCUUUCAUUCUCCUUAUAGUUUCUUGGCGUUUCUUCCAUCUCUCUCUUUCACUGUGUAUAGUUGCAGCAUCAGUUUCAGGUCCCUAAACUUGCUCUCUACUUCUUGGCUAACUGUUUUUUCCAACUCACAAACUAAACACAUUUUUGCCCACUUCCCCUCCUUUGUUUGGCUCUUUCUUCUUCAAUUAUAUUCCCUCCAGCAAAGUGCCUGGCUGGGGAUAGUGUUUUCGAUGGAAGCUCCUAAUUCUGGGGAGGAUUGUUCUGUGAAAGUUGCAGUUCAUAUUAGGCCACUCAUUGGAGAUGAAAAGCUUCAGGGUUGUAAAGAUUGUGUUACUGUGGUCCCUGGGAAGCCUCAGGUGUUAAUAGGCUCACAUUCGUUUACUUUUGAUCAUGUUUACGGUAGCACUGGCUCUACCCCGUCUUCCAUGUAUGAAGAGUGUGUUGCUCCUCUUGUUGAUGGUUUGUUCCAAGGCUAUAAUGCCACUGUUCUGGCCUAUGGUCAGACAGGUUCAGGAAAGACGUACACCAUGGGUACAGGUUUCAAAGAUGGAUGCCAAACAGGACUUAUUCCCCAAGUUAUGAACGCUUUGUUCGGCAAAAUUGAAACCUUGAAGCACCAAACCGAAUUCCAACUGCACGUCUCAUACAUUGAGAUACAUAAAGAAGAAGUACGAGAUUUGCUAGAUUCAAGUUCUGUUAGCAAAUCAGAGACAGCAAACGGUCAUGUUGGGAAGGUACACAUCCCUGGGAAACCGCCAAUACAAAUUCGUGAAACAUCAAAUGGUGUAAUUACUUUGGCAGGGUCUACUGAGCGUAGUGUGAGAAAUUUGAAAGAAAUGGCUGAGUGUCUGGAGCAAGGAUCAUUGAGCAGGGCAACAGGCAGCACAAACAUGAAUAACCAGUCAAGUCGCUCUCAUGCCAUCUUCACCAUUACAGUAGAGCAGAUGCGCAAGAUGAAUUCGAUGGUUUCGAGUGAUGGAAAUACUAGUGACUGCUUGACUGAAGAAUAUCUGUGUGCCAAGUUGCAUUUGGUCGAUCUUGCUGGAUCAGAACGAGCAAAACGAACAGGAUCUGAUGGUCUCCGUUUUAAAGAAGGAGUUCACAUUAACAAGGGACUUCUUGCUCUUGGAAAUGUUAUUAGCGCGCUAGGUGAUGAGAAAAAGCGGAAAGAAGGUGUACACGUUCCAUACCGGGAUAGUAAACUCACACGACUAUUGCAGGACUCACUUGGUGGUAACAGUAGAACUGUGAUGAUAGCAUGCAUUAGCCCUGCUGAUAUAAAUGCUGAAGAAACUCUUAACACUCUGAAGUAUGCAAAUCGGGCUCGUAACAUACAGAACAAACCAAUUAUUAACAGAGAUCCGUUAUCCAAUGAGAUGCUGAAAAUGCGUCAACAACUGGAGUAUUUACAGGCAGAACUUUGUGCUCGAGGAGGAGGUUCUUUGUCUGAUGAAAUGCAGGCAUUGAAGGAUAGGAUUAGUUGGCUUGAAAGAACUAAUGAAGAGUUGAGUCGGGAACUACACGAGUACCGCAGCAAAUGUGCUGCCUCUGAGCCGUGUGGAAUAGAUGCUAAUGUAAGCGGUGCCUUUUCAGUAAGAAGUGAAGGGCUUAAAAGGGGCUUGCAAAGUAUGGAGUCUUCUGAUUAUUCAAUGGUGGAAAGUGCAGCAGGUGAUCCUGGAGGUUUGGAUGAAGAAGCAGAAAAAGAAUGGACCCAUACUCUUCUGCAAGAUUCUAUGGGCAAAGAGUUGAAUGAGUUAAAUAGGCGUUUGGAAGAGAAAGAGUCUGAGAUGAAGCUCUAUGGGGGGUUGGAGACGAUGGCUCUUAAGCAACAUUUUGGAAAGAAGCUUCUAGAACUCGAGGAGGAGAAAAGAGUGGUAGAGCAAGAUAGAGACCGCUUGUUAACUGAGGUUGAAAACCUUGCUGCUAAUUCCGAUGGACACGCACAGAAAUUGCAUGAUAUGCAUGCCCAGAAGCUCAAAACCCUUGAAGCACAGAUACAAGAUCUGAAGAAGAAGCAAGAGAAUCAGGUUCAACUUUUAAAGCAAAAACAAAAGAGCGAUGAAGCUGCAAAAAGAUUACAGGACGAAAUACAGUCCAUCAAGGCACAGAAGGUAGGAUUGCAACAAAAGAUCAAACAAGAGUCAGAACAGUUUCGGCAAUGGAAGGCAUCUCGGGAGAAGGAGUUAAUGCAGUUAAAGAAGGAGGGAAGAAGGAAUGAGUAUGAGAGGCAUAAACUGUUAGCUCUGAAUCAGCGUCAAAAGAUGGUUGUUCAAAGAAAAACCGAGGAGGCUGCAAUGGCAACUAAGAGGCUAAAAGAAUUACUAGAAGCACGAAAAUCUUCAGCUCGGGAAAACUCAGUGACUAGCAAUGGAUAUGGAGCUAAUGGGCAGAGCAACGAGAAGUCCUUGCAGCGUUGGCUUGAUAACGAGCUUGAAGUAAUGGUCAAUAUUCAUGAAGUUCGUUAUGAAUAUGAGAAACAGAGCCAAGUACGAGCUGCAUUGGCAGAAGAGCUUGCUGUUCUGAGACAAGUUGAUGAAUUAGCCGCGAAAGGAAUUAGCCCUCCAAGAGGGAAAAAUGGUUUAUCUAGGGCAUCUUCAGUAUCACCGAAUUCUAGAAUGGCACGAAUUGCUUCUCUUGAGAAUAUGCUAGGCAUUUCAUCGAAUUCAUUAGUUGCAAUGGCCUCGCAACUUUCAGAAGCAGAAGAGCGAGAGCGAGCCUUUAGUAAUCGUGGGCGUUGGAAUCAACUACGUUCAAUGGGGGACGCAAAAAACUUGCUUCAAUAUAUGUUCAAUUCUCUUGCAGACGCAAGGUGCCAAAUGUGGGAGAAUGAACUUGAAAUUAAGGAAAUGAAGAUGCAAAUGAAAGAGCUCGUAGGUUUAUUGCAACAGAGUGAAAUUAAAAGAAAGGAAGCCGAGAAGGAGCUCAAAGUUCGAGAACAAACUGCUGCAAUCGCACUAGCCACAUCUGAUUCGGGGAAUUCUAACCAUGACAUGACUGGUGCCUUGUCUCCAAUGUCUGUGCCAGCACAGAAACAGCUCGAAUACACAGCCGGUAUUGCUAAUGCUUUGGUUACAGAAUCGGCCAGCUUUGUUAAUCAAUCUCGGAAGAUGGUGCCGAUGGGAGAGCUUUCAACGAAGAAGUUAGCAAUCAUAGGGCAAGGGGGUAAGCUAUGGAGGUGGAAGAGAAGUCAUCAUCAAUGGCUAUUACAGUUCAAAUGGAAAUGGCAGAAGCCUUGGAGACUAUCCGAAUUGAUUAGACACAGUGAUGAAACGAUCAUGAGGGCAAAACCUCGUACACUGACUCUGCCUAACAUCAAACGUAGCCAUUAGCUCGUGUGAGUGGUGUAUAUUCUCUUCUGACCCGCGUUUUCAGCACCCAAUUAAUGGUUAAGUGUUCAGAAAUAAGAGCAGGCUGCAUUUUACAUGGUGGUUCGGGGGGAGAUUUGUUUCAGCUGUAAUAGAAGAACUGCACUGCAUUUUUUUCUUUUUUUGUGUGAAGAGAGUAACUCUGACAUUCAAUCAUCAGCUGCAGCCACAAAUGCAGAAAUGUAUUGCUGCUACAUAGAGGCGCGGGCAAGUCAUUAACCACAGAGCUCAUGUAAGAGAUGAAUGUUAGUAUUGCAAUAAGUGGCUGGUGUUAGAUUUUGACUCACAAAACUUGCCAGAGUUGUGUAUAGUUCUUAGGUUACAUCAACAGUGGAAAAGCCCUAUUCUUUAGCAGAUCUGUGUAAAUCUGUAAUGUACACUGUUUUGUGUGUAAGCACAGUAUUUAUUUCAGGAUAUAACAAAUAAAACUUCAUAACCUUCUCAA
This is a messenger RNA of Ipomoea nil (Japanese morning glory), 3932 nucleotides long. Its product is annotated as kinesin-like protein KIN-4A. Gene Ontology annotation, molecular function: microtubule binding; microtubule motor activity; ATP binding. Gene Ontology annotation, biological process: mitotic spindle organization; microtubule-based movement. The record is from RefSeq and is a predicted model, not a curated record. The transcript is spliced from 25 exons. The coding region runs from base 353 to 3451 and encodes 1032 amino acids. Lineage: Eukaryota; Viridiplantae; Streptophyta; Magnoliopsida; Solanales; Convolvulaceae.